UCAGCUUACAGGACAGAUUGCAGAAAACCUUGGGGAAGAAGAGCAGUUGGUCCAAGGCUUAUGUGCCCUUCUGUUUGGUAUUUCAAUUUACUUCAAUGAUAACUCACUUGAGAACUAUGUGAAGGAGAAACUAAAACAACUAAUAGAGAAGAGGAUUGGCACAGAGAAUUUCAUAGAGAAACUAGGAUUUAUUAGCAAACAUGAACUGUACUCCAGAGCAUCACAGAAACCCCAGCCAAACUUUCCCAGUCCAGAAUACAUGAUAUUCGAUCAUGAAUUCACAAAGCUGGUACAAGAACUUGAAGGUGUUAUAACUAAGGCUAUUUAUAAGUCCAGUGAAGAAGACAAAAAGGAAGAGGAGGUAAAGAAAACAUUAGAGCAGCAUGACAACAUCGUGACUCACUAUAAAAAUAUGAUUCGAGAACAAGAUCUGCAACUAGAAGAUUUAAAACAGCGGGUUUCUACAUUAAAAUGUCAAAAUGAACAGCUCCAGACAGCAGUCACACAGCAAGUAUCUCAAAUUCAGCAGCACAAAGAUCAAUAUAAUCUUCUUAAAAUACAGUUAGGAAAAGACAAUCAUCACCAAGGUUCUUACAAUGAUGGAGCUCAGAUGAAUGGCAUUCAGCCAGAAGAAAUUAGUAGGUUGCAAGAAGAAAUAGAAGAAUUAAAAAGUAACCAGGAACUUUUGCAAAGCCAGUUGGCUGAAAAGGACUCUUUGAUUGAAAAUUUGGUAAGUAGAUGUUAAAUUUAAAUAAAAGAUCAAGAAUGAUUCU
Molecule: messenger RNA, 773 nt
Organism: Perognathus longimembris pacificus (Pacific pocket mouse)
Lineage: Eukaryota; Metazoa; Chordata; Mammalia; Rodentia; Heteromyidae
Product: general vesicular transport factor p115-like
Exons: 5
Coding region: 260-745 (161 amino acids)
Biological process (GO): endoplasmic reticulum to Golgi vesicle-mediated transport; intracellular protein transport; transcytosis
Cellular component (GO): ER to Golgi transport vesicle membrane; Golgi stack; endoplasmic reticulum
Source: RefSeq, a predicted model, not a curated record